CUUCACUUCCCCCCGCGCCCUGGCGUGUUUGGUCCCUUGUGCCCAUCCCGGAGACUCGAUGCGCUGCUCGUGCUGGAUACGGCAAGUGUCGUGCGGCCAUCACACCUCGAGGCUAAUGAAAGGGAGAGAGGGAGAGGCGGCGCGAGAAGGGGCAUGAAUGAGGCUGCCCAAUGGGUUGCACAAGACCCAUCCAGACCUGUCGGGUGCAUGCUCUGUCCACCGUCGCACCCGCGGCUUGCCCGUCUCCCUGCUCGCAUUUCUUUCUCGUCUGCUGCAGGGCGACUAAAUUACCCAAUGCUGGUGACGGCCCGCGCGAUCCGCAGACGGGCAUGGUGGUUUGUUUUCUCUCCUGCCUACCUAUCCUUGUCACUUCUCUCAAUCUCCUCCUUCGCGUCUUCUUCUCUUCUUCGACGUUUAGGCUUGCGUCAAAGCCGUUGCGCUCUUUCUUUGCUUGGCUUUGAUCUAGUCUCACCACUUCCUUCAUCCCUGGCUACUCUUCUAUCGCCGCUGAAGACGACAUUCUCGGACGUGCAAUCGCGGGCAUUGAUUCCAUUCCCUCGUUGCUGCGAGGACCGUUUGCCGUGCUCGAUGAAGGUGCAGCUAUGAACUCCCCGGUGAGCGCACAGGAGCCGGAGCACGACAAUCAACACAACCACGAGCAGACCCCCGAACCAGACCAACCCGCGGAACCCCGUCGCCUCUCCGCCCCAUACCAAUACCACAAUGCCCCC
This is a messenger RNA of Neohortaea acidophila, 731 nucleotides long. RefSeq lists its product as uncharacterized. The transcript has 2 exons. The record is from RefSeq and is a predicted model, not a curated record. Lineage: Eukaryota; Fungi; Ascomycota; Dothideomycetes; Mycosphaerellales; Teratosphaeriaceae. The coding region runs from base 154 to 606 and encodes 150 amino acids.